GUGAUCGUGAUGGAGAAGUGUCUGUGGUGCACCACGUCCCUGGAGGUGGAGGGUGACGUGGCGAUCGUCGCAAUGCUGCGUCGCUACAGCUCAGGACGGCUGUCUGAGCGAGAGAUGGACUCUCUGAAUGAAGACCUCAGCUGCUGUCUGGAGUGUGUGGUGGAGUAUCAUCGAGCCAGAGACAAGGUCCCUGAUCUGCACAAGCGUUUGUGGGAAAUGGAGAAAGCUCGACUCGUGCGUUUGUUGGGAACCGUUCUGGACCAGGAGCUGGAGGAGGACGAUAUCUUUAUUAUCGAAGAUGAUCACGAGGAGCCGGUGUCGAAGAUCUCGCCUGCAGAAUUCCACGACCGUCUCCGUUUCCCGCUGUUUGAAGUUCUGAAGUAUCCGUACCUGCUUUGCUACCGUGAUCUGUGUGAUUUGGUGGUAAAGGCCUUGUGUAAGUUGCAGGAUAUGAAGCAGUCUUUGACUGUGUUUGAGAAGUAUCAAGGAACAUAUCUGCUUCUCGUUCAUCCCAACGAACAGGUGCGCCGUUGGGCAAUCGAUACAGCAAAGACCAUGAAGAGUGUGGACCGGGACACCUACUAUGACCUUAAAGAGAUUUUCUUUUGCAUGUUUUAUAUCAUUGAGCUUGGAAUAUCUUUGGACUUUCCAGAUUUGGAGCCAGAGUCUUAUGCAGGGGGCGUUGUACAAAUGCUGCCCUCUCACCUCUAUGACUCGCAAAAUAAGAAGAACUACUGGCUAGGUAUCUGUAUGUUACUAACACAGCUCAGCGCUGAGGCAAUGGACUCCCUGUUCAUGGGACAGUUUAACAUCCCACUUUGCAUACUCAACACAAUGGAAGGGUUGAAAAAUGAGGACAAUCCAGCUUCUGACCCAUUCUGGCCAGCCCUUCACUGUUUUAUGGUAAUUCUGGACCGACUUGGUUCUAAGAUCUGGGGUCAGGUUGACCCUAAUAUGGCUUUCCAGACAAUCACCGGAGCAGCCAGCUAUGUUGCGGAAAUAAAGAACAUCCAGAAAAAAACCAUGCGGGGGAUGGUUAAAGUGGAGCCUGAAUAUGAUGACAAUAUGGUGACUUGCAGUCAGAUGGUGUACGACUGUUAUGCCUCCGAAAAACCAAACCAAGCAUCUGGUUCGUCGUCCAACAGUGGUAUUUCCAGCAACUAUAUGAUCUAUGAGGAUAUGCAGUCCCUGGUCACCGUGCUUGAUUCUGAAAUGGGCCAGAGCAUGCGUGUAUACGGAAGCACUUUUCUGUGGUUCAUUCCAUUUGUCUGUUCCAUAAUGGAAAUUCCAGAGCUCAAUGCUUCCUAUAUUAGUGAAGUCAUCCACUAUCUUUGUGAUAAGAUACGAGAAAAUCGACGGAUGCUAACCGGACAGACAAGUGUGUGCGAUAAAGUGACCGAGUUCUUCAUUCGUAUCCUUAUUCAAAUUGUUAAGCUACACUCUACUGAAGGGCGAAUGGGAAUACUUUCUCGCUGUGCCCACAAGUGGGUGGAAGAGAUCGUCUUGUGCAUCGUCCUAUCGGAUGAACCACGUGCACCACCAGACAGGAUGGGUGGAAUUCACGGAGUCAGUUCAACCUCAUACAACCUUGGGAUCGUUGGAAGGCUGCCUGCAUCUGGAGGUGGCAUUGGUGCCAUAAUUCAUGGCUGCAUGAAACUGAUUCGACUGCUGCUGAAAGAAGGGAUAAGGCGAUCUGUCCAAGACUCGACCCACUUUUUGAAACUGCUUAACAAGCAGUUGCGUGUUGCAAACAAACGAUGGAAUCUAACACGUUCUGAAUCUGAUGAGCUUCAAAAGUGUUUGUUAAGAGUUGUCCGGUCGAUGCCAGAAAGACCUGAUUCUCCACUCCCUGUUGUUCCACCCUCAUGUGCACCAUCAGUGGAGGCAGCUACAAACACUGUUAUUUCCAGAAAUUCAGUGCCAACCCUGCAUCAGCAACGACAUGAGGACCAGGAGGCAGGUCCGAGCAGAACAGGAGAUGCAUCUGCUUUUAUCAAAGAGGAGCCACUUGGGAAUUAUGGAAAUGACAUCUUUGAUGAGGAUUUCUGCAGCGGUCUUGGGUUAAAGGCUAAGAAGGAACCCCCUGACCCGGUGUCAAUUUCAAAGCUGAGACCAGUUGUUCGGUUGGAAUGUAUCAAACCAGAUCUGGGUAAAGUGCAGGAAAUUCGAUCCAGAUUAAAUGAUAACCAAAAUUUGUCAAAGAUCAAAGCCAUUGCCAAACAAAAACCUGAUGAGUCCUUAAGACCUUUUCAUUUGGCAUCAGCUAAAGUGGAAUGUGGUUUUGGAGCUGCUGAGGAGGAUGAUGACGAUGAACCCCUUGAUGUCAGACGAACCCGUUUGAUAAAAUCUGUCAACCCCAAGGUUGAAUCUAGCGACUCCGAAGUUGACAGUAGUGCUGUUGGAAAAACUCAUAACAGGUCCAUGGGCAGCUCACUGGAAAAUGUGGAGUCCAGUACCAUUGUUAUCUCCGAUGAGGAUUCUGAUAACGAUGAAAGGCCAAAUGACAUCCUAAGGUCUCCAGAAGAUCGUGUCUUGCCUGAGAGUCCGGGUCGUGAUUAUGAUGAUCUCAGUGAAUCACAGGUCUUCGAGUUUGAGACCCAGCAAUAUGUGGCAUCUUCCUGGGAUGAUUCAGAUUUUGAUGCAUCAGUCUUGACUAAGAAGCCCAAAUCAGACCAACUACUCAAACCACAGGUGGAUGAAGCUCCUCGUGAAGUGUCUCCAAGUUCAGAGACUGAACUAAUUCUAGAUGAGGACACUGAAAGGGCCUGUCAGCAAGCAGAAGAUAAGAUCAGAGAGCAGCAGCCACAAGAGCCAGCGGAUUCGUGUGCAUCAUCACGGUCCAAAGCAUCCAGUACUGCAGAAAGCUGGGAUAAAUUUGUCAAACCAAAACCUCUGCUGGUUAAAAGUGCAAAAACAACUCCAUCUGAUAAGAAAAGGCCUAAAAAGCCAUUGAUAAUUGAUGCCCUUGCGCAAAAAAUCAGACGCCACCCCUGGAAACGCAACUCCACAUCUCAGGACGUAGAGGAACCUUCCUCUUCAACUACUCCAUCCUCAUGUGGUAUAUCAUCUUCCUCUCUGUCCUCCAGCUGUGUUUCCUCUUCUUAUUUUUCUGCCCCCAGUUCACAUGGCACCCCUGCCAUUGUUCCUCCAAAGAAAGUGCGUAAAGUUGAGCCAGAAUCAACAGCAGAGCGUUUAGGAUUAAAAAAGAAGGAAAGGAAAGCCUUUGAACUUUCUCAGCGAUCCCUGGAUUGUGUUGCUAAACUGAGGUGCCAUGGCCAAAAAGUGCAGGUGGAACCACAACAGAAGACAAGGCGAGUGUGUCGAGCCACUAAGACUUCUCCACAGAAACGUAUUGUAAAAAGCAAUAAGAAACUUCUGGGAUCGCAAGAUAUUCAGUUUUUCAGGCAAAGUCGUGAGAAGCAUCAGAGGCCAGCAACAUCAGGAACCAUCGCAACAUUCGCUUCCAAACCAGCAAAGAUCAAUCAGCCGGGUGAAGUGCACUUGCCAAAACCUACAGUUGCAAGCAGCGAGGCUGGUGAUUUCUUUCCCUGUUCUCAGCCAGGUCCUGACCAUCAGCAGGAUAAUGAAAGUGCUGCAUCAGAAACCAGUUCUAAAGGUGAUGGGGUUGGAAAUAAGAGAAUAGAAUCCAAGUACUUCCAAGUCAGUGAGACUGCUGAUGUCAACAUGGAAGAAGAAAAACCUACUUUGGCAUCAAAAGAGGAGGAGGAGGAGGAGGAUUAUGAUGAUGAUGAUGAAAAAGAAUGGAUGUUCCUCACUCAGAUGGAACCCACCGAUAUGGAACUGUGCUCUCAAAUGGAGCAGUUGGAGGAAGAAAAUGGUGAAGAACUCUUUCUUACCCAGAGAGAUCCGGUUGACAUGGACAUUGAUACGGAUAGUGAGCCAGAUACCCCGGGGCAACUAGUGUUGACACCUAAACCAACUCAGACUCAUAAUGGUGGAAAUGAUGAUCAUUUGUUCUUGAAGCCUGGCAUGUCACCCAUGUCUCAGAAAAAGGCCAAACCUUCCACCACAAAAAUAUACACCCCCAGCUCCCGCAGUGCCUCACUUGUCCUUGAAAUGGAAAAAGGAGCUAAGCCUCCUUCUGUUGCUAAAGCGAAGAUUCCCCGACUGCCCCCAGCAAAGCCACCUCCAAAAACAUUUCAACCUCUCCAUCCCUCACAAUUCCCGAAGCCACUUCCUUCACAGCAAUCUCCUUAUGCUCCUAAGUUGGUCACUAGUGCUAAAAUAAGCUCUACCUUGGAGCCACCAUCUUACAAGGUAUACCAAAGACCUGAGACUCCAGUUAACAAACCAGUACCUGCGAUGGAUCAGAGCCCGAAGUUUGACCUUUCAGUCUUGACCCAAGCAAUCCUUAAAUGGGAAUAUAGGAUGCUUGACAAUUACAAAGCAUUUGGGAGUCCACAUGAUCUAUGCCAACUACCGCUGAAGAAGGUGCCAGUUAUGUUUCCCAGCUACCUGGAGUACUUCAGCACCUUGUAUCCCCUGCUGCAAAUUAAUGCAUUUGAAGAGAUGGCUGGUGAAUGGCUCAAAGAGGGCAGAGUCAAGCUUCACCUAACAGUCCAGGGUAUAGAAUACAGCAAUCGCACAGCUAGUGCCAGAUUCACAGUUUUACUACUUUUUGUAGCAAGCAUUUCUCAGGAAACUGAUAUGAAACAACUCUACCCGAAAGAAGAUGACCUUGUGCUUCUUUGGUUGCCUGACAACACUGGGGCAUAUGCCCAUGAUGAACCUAAUUUCCAUGAACCACAUCCUCAUUUCGGUUAUGUGUCCCGGUCCAGUGUUUCUAAAAGAGAUCCAGGUUCCAGGUCAACCCUAAACUUGACGAUUCAGACUCGUGGUAAUGUAUCUUCGGUGAAUUCCCAACCUGUGCUCUGUGAAGUUAUUGGGUCAUUGAUCAGCAUAUUCCGGGAGUUCCGUGCGCUGUGUUUGCUGCGAAAUGGACCAAUGUUGCGACCUCUUCUUGCUCCAAAUGGGUCUUAUUUCACACACACUCUGGAUAGCCCACCAGACCUGGAUUCACCGGAGUUCAACAGGGACCAGGCAAGAGCAAUAGCUUGUGGUCUUGCCAUGAUACAGAGAACGCAGAAGACCCCAAAAUUUCUCCUCAUUCAUGGUCCUCCAGGAACCGGGAAGAGUAAAACCAUUGGUGGCCUGUUGUACAAACUACUGUCUUCGGGUACUAACAGUGCUGCUUCUGCGGGGAACUUUCACUCCAAGUCUCGACGGACCCGUGUUCUUCUCUGUGCACCCUCAAACGCUGCCAUCGACAGUCUGAUGAAGAAAGUAAUUUUGAUCUUUAAAGAGAAAUGCCGAAACAUCACCGCUCCUCAAGGUAACUGCGGUGACGUAAACCUGGUACGAUUGGGAAGUGAAAGGACCAUCUCUAAGUCACUAAAACCUUUCAGCCUCGACCACCAGACUAAAGCUAGAGCACAGCGAGCCCAGCAAACUGUAGAAGCUGACAUACACAGGCAGAAAGAGCAACUGGACCAAAAUAUUGACAAUCUCUCCCAGCGAUGUGCAAAGACCAAGAAGGAUUCUUCUGAGUUCAAGAUGUUGAUGGAGCAGAAGUUGCAGCUUCUGAAGGAGAGAGAAGGACUGAGUCGGCAGAUUAAAGAGUGUCGCAGUAGGCGACAGGAAAGUCAAGCUCUUGUGCUGCAAAAUGCUCAUGUGAUCUGCUGCACGCUCAGCACCAGUGGAAGUACUGUCCUCGAGAAUGCUUUCCGUCGUCUCGGACAUGAACCGUUUAGCUGUGUCAUCAUUGAUGAGGCUAGUCAGGCUAAAGAAACUGAGACUCUGAUUCCCAUGCUGUACCGAAGUCCUGCUGUAAUCCUUGUUGGUGAUCCCAACCAGCUUCCACCAACAGUUGUCUCCCAGAAGGCAAAGGAGUUUGGCUACGACCAGUCUCUUAUGGCAAGGUUAUGCAAAAGUCUUUAUCCGUCAAACCCACAACUCCAUCCCAUCCUCCUGCUCAGCGUACAGUACCGCAUGCACCCGGACAUCUGUGAAUUUCCCUCCAAGUACAUCUACAACAGCGCUCUCAAGGACGACUGUGAGACGGCUCAGAAGCGCCGUUCCCUCAGCUGGCCCUUCAAGCCCUACAAAGUGUUUGAUGUGACUGAUGGGAUAGAGAAGAAGGAGAGAGAUUCAUUUUCAAACUACAAAGAGGUCAAGUUGGUCUUGCUGCUGUUGAAGCUGCUGGGCGAGAAGCAGUCCGUGCGAGUGGGCGUCAUCACGCCCUACAACGCCCAGAAACAACGCAUACUGGAAGCCAUCAGGGGUUCAGGCAUCGAAAACAAGCAACUUCAGGUUGAUGUGGAUACUGUCGAUGGCUUUCAGGGCAGAGAAAUGGACUGCAUCAUUGUGUCUUGCGUGAGAGCCAGCAGUGAAAAGGGUUCCAUUGGGUUUGUUGGAAAUCGGCAGAGAAUGAACGUAACCAUUACCAGAGCCAGAUUUAGUCUCUUCAUAUUGGGACAUCUACGCACCCUCAGGGAACAAAGUGAUUGGGGAGCUUUGUUUGAGGACGCUAGGAGACGUAAAACUAUAAUCAAAACCAUGCAAAACGAUUUUGAAAGCGACGCCAGGCAGAUUCUUAAACGAGAACCGCCGGCCCGCAGUCUUUCUUAUCCCCCAAUCAGGAGACCAAGCACUGUGACCACACCUAUUAUACAUGCACCUGUGGAAACAGGCCCCGCCCCCACGCCCCACCCCCAGCGUGACACGAGCAACAUGUCUAUGCCGCGGCUAAUACCUUUGGAAUAUCCUAAUAACCCACGGAUGAAUGACAGGCCCACAGACCCACGGUUUGCAGAGCGGCGGCCAAUCGGAGAACAGAGACCGGACAGAGAUGGGCGGGGCUUACCAAGGUCACGCCACUCAACAAACAGAGCUAAUUCAUGUGACGCUGACUCUAGAAGUACUGGCCGGUGUUCCAGAUACUCUUCAAAACACCGCGGUUCUUCACCUUCGAGACGACACAGGAGAUAAAUUAAUUAUCCCUGUUUUUAUUUGUCAUUAAAGCUUCACAGCAAUGUAUUAAGAGAGAGAUUAUUCUUCCUCAUGUCCUCUUCUCCGUGUUUUGAGAACCCACUAUGCACAAGGGUCGUUGUUAAACUCCUCUUUCUCAGACAAUGGCUUAACGGUUAGCUUGACAAAUUAGUUUGAUGGCAGUGCUUUGUUCCCCUAAUCUUGGACUCUUUCUAACUGUUUUUUGCUGCAAAAUUAAUAUUAAAUAUCUAUUUUAUGCAUGAAGAGGGAUGUUUUGUGUACAACAGAUUUUGGUUGUUUGGACCUUGUGCUUGUCUCCAGAAAAUAUAUAUUAAUGCAAUAACUACACUUUCUUGAGCAGUCGGACUUGCUCUGAAGUAACCAUUUUUUUGGGGGGUUUGGGUCUGUAUAGUUUGUCACUUAUUUGAAUGUAACAUUGAUUUAAAGGUUUUUGCAGGAAUGGAUUCGGUCUGUAAAUGUGUUGUGCAUGAAUGCAGUGCCGUUUGUGUUUCAUUGGUUGUUUUAUACUGACUUUUAACAUUCUGGAUUAUUGGAAAACAUACUGGAUUAUUUUUGAUUGAGCUGACUGUUAGAAUGUAUUUUAUUUUUUGGAAGUAGGCUAACUUUGAUUAUUGUCACUAUUAUUCUGGAGGAGGAGAAGGCCAAGAACAGAACCAUUAUUGCUCAACAUUUUAAUUUCAAAUAUAAAAUGCCAUGUUGCAUUUAAGUUGUGAAUGAAAGUUAAGUUUGAAAUUGUACGGUAAAAGUAUACAAGCCAGAUACCUGGAGACUGAGAGAUCGACUUGCUACUUUGGCUUUUUUUUUCUUUUUUUUUCUUGUGUGUGACCAGUUUUACAAAAGUGUAUGAAGAGGACUUUCGUACAGCACUUGUACAGUUCUGUUUUAUACAGAUGCACUUUUUGUAGACCGGAAUUAA
Molecule: messenger RNA, 7945 nt
Organism: Sinocyclocheilus anshuiensis
Lineage: Eukaryota; Metazoa; Chordata; Actinopteri; Cypriniformes; Cyprinidae
Product: probable helicase senataxin
Exons: 24
Coding region: 10-7008 (2332 amino acids)
Biological process (GO): termination of RNA polymerase II transcription
Cellular component (GO): nuclear body
Molecular function (GO): transcription termination site sequence-specific DNA binding; helicase activity
Source: RefSeq, a predicted model, not a curated record